CACCAUGGUCUGCGGCCCCGGGGACCGUAGUGCCGGCCAGCAGCAGCGCUCCCGGGCUCUCCGCUCCGCCUCCGACAGUCCGGCCGCGCUGGGCGUCGGCUGCGGGCGUUGAGGCACGCCAGGCUCUGCGAGGUAACAUGCAUGUGUCACUGGCCGAGGCCCUGGAGGUUCGGGGCGGCCCCCUGCAGGAGGAAGAAAUAUGGGCCGUGCUAAACCAGAGCGCUGAAAGUCUCCAGGAACUGUUCAGAAAAGUGAGCAUAGCGGAUCCUGCCGCCCUUGGCUUCAUCAUUUCUCCAUGGUCUCUGCUGUUGCUGCCAUCCGGUAGUGUGUCGUUUACAGAUGAAAACGUUUCCAAUCAGGAUCUUCGGGCGUUUACUGCACCAGAAGUUCUCCAAAGUCAGGCACUGACUUCGCUCUCAGAUGUUGAAAAGAUCCAUAUUUAUUCUCUUGGAAUGACAUUAUUUUGGGGGGCUGAUCAUGAAGUACCUCAGAGCCAACCCAUUAAGCUUGGAGAUCACCUCAGCAGCAUCCUGCUGGGAAUGUGUGAGGACGUCAUUGAUGCCCGGGUUUCUGUCCGGACUAUCUUGGAUGCCUGCAGUGCCCAUGUCCGGAACAGUAACUGUGCGCCUUCAUUUUCCUACGUGAAGCAGUUGGUAAAACUGGUUCUGGGAAACUUCUCUGGGACAGAUCAGCUUGCCCGUAACAAUGAUCAAAAGCCUGAUCGAAGCCAGGCUAUUCGAGACCGAUUGAGAGGAAAAGGAUUACCAACAGGAAGAAGCCCUACUUCUGAUGUGCUAGACAUAUACAAGGCUCCAUUCUCUCAUCAGACCUUUCUUAACAAAGGGCUUAGUAAGUCUAUGGGAUUUCUGUCCAUCAGAGACACUAAAGAUGAGGAAGAUUAUUUCAAGGACAUUUCAUCAGAUAAUAAUUCUGGACCCGAGGAUUCUGAAAAUACCUACUCCCCAGACCAGUUCACAACCAGUGGCCCUCAAAAAAAGGUGGUCCCUGGCAUUGAUGUGCUUCCCAAAAAGAAGGUUUGGGCUUCCUCUAUGGACUUGCUGUCUUCACCUGACAGAGACUCGUCUCCUGGAGAGAUGGACAGGUUCCGGCACUGCCGCCCGGAUGGCCUCCCAGGGCGGACUUCACCUCCUCCUAGGAGGAGAGAGGCCAGGUACUCCGACGGAGGCAUAGCUCUGGAUGUCUUUGACCCUCAGAGAGUGAACCCAGCAUGUUACACACAAGAACUGCCCACCGCCUCGGCAAUAUCGAGUGCUCUGGACAGAAUUCGAGAGAGACAGAAGAAACUUCAGGUUCUCAGAGAAGCCAUGAAUGUAGAAGAACCAGUGCGAAGGUACAGAACUUACCACAGUGAUAUCUUCAGUACCUCCAGUGAAAGUCCAUCUAUUAUUUCCUCUGAGUCGGACUUCAGACAAGCGAGAAGGACUGAAGCUUCAAAGAGGUUCGAAUCCAGCAGUGGCCUCCCAGGGCUGGGUGAGACUCCAGGUCAAGGCCGGCUGCAGAGACCAAGCAGCAGGCAAUGCGAAACAGCCCCGGACAGCAGCUCGGUCAGCCAGGAGGUCAUGCUGAAGCGACAGGAGGAAGAGAUGGUGCAGCUGCAGGCUGCAAUGGUCCUUCGGCAACCUCGGCUCAACCCGUGCCCCAGCGACACGGUCACAGCUUCCAUGCUGGACAUCACCAGAGACCCGCUGAGAGAGAUGGCCCUGGAGACCGCCAUGACCCAGAGGAAGCUGCGGAAUUUCUUUGGCCCUGAGUUUGUGAAGAUGACGGUUGAACCAUUUGUAGCUUUGGAUUUGCCCGGGUCUAUCCUUACCAAAAAAGGGAAAAAUGAAGAUAAUCGGAGGAAAGUGAACAUAAUGCUUUUGAGUGGACAGAGGCUGGAACUGACCUGUGAUACCAGAACCAUCUGCAAAGAUGUGUUUGACAUGGUCGUGGCCCACAUCGGCCUAGUGGAACAUCAUCUGUUUGCUUUAGCGACCCUCAAAGACAAUGAAUAUUUCUUUGUUGAUCCUGAUUUAAAAUUAACCAAAGUGGCCCCAGAAGGAUGGAAAGAGGAACCAAAGAAAAAGAGCAAAGCAGCUGUUGACUUUACUUUAUUUUUUCGAAUUAAAUUUUUUGUGGAUGACAUUAGCCUAAUACAACACACACUGACCUAUCACCAGUAUUACCUUCAGCUGCGGAAAGAUGUCCUGGAGGAGAGGACGCACUGCGAUGAUGAGACUUCCUUGUUGCUGGCAUCCCUGGCGCUCCAAGCUGAGUAUGGAGAUUAUCAGCCAGAGGUUCAUGGAGUGUCGUACUUUAGAAUGGAGCAUUAUUUGCCUGCCAGAGUGAUGGAGAAACUGGAUUUAUCCUAUGUUAAAGAAGAGUUACCCAAACUGCAUAACACCUAUGUGGGAGCUUCUGAAAAAGAGACAGAGUUAGAAUUUUUAAAGGUCUGCCAGCGGCUGACGGAAUAUGGCGUCCACUUCCACCGGGUGCACCCUGAGAAGAAGUCACAGACAGGAAUACUGCUUGGAAUCUGUUCAAAAGGGGUCCAGGUGUUCGAAGUUCACAAUGGAGUUCGCACCUUGGUCCUUCGCUUUCCGUGGAGGGAAACCAGGAAGAUUUCUUUCUCUAAGAAGAAAAUCACAUUGCAGAAUACGUCAGAUGGAAUAAAACAUGCCUUCCAGACGGAGAACAGCAAGGUCUGCCAGUACCUGCUGCACCUCUGCUCGGCCCAGCAUAAGUUCCAGCUGCAGAUGCGGGCAAGACAGAGCAACCAAGAUGCCCAAGACAUCGAGAGAGCUUCGAUUAGGAGCCUGAGCCUCCACGCAGAGUCCAUGAGAGGACUUCACAUGGGACGCGCAAUCAGCACUGGCAGCCUGGCCAGCAGCAGCCUCCACAAGCUCGCUGUGCGACCUCUGUCUGCUCACGCUGAGGUCCUGAAGAGACUCUCCUGCUCAGAGCUGUCGCUUUACCAACCACUGCAAAACAGCUCAAAGGAGAAGAGCGACAAGGCCUCCUGGGAGGAGAAGCCCAGCGGGCUGAGCAAAUCCUACCACGACCUCAGUCAGGCCACCCUCUUUCCUCAUCGGAGAAAUGUCAGUGUUAACGCGGAAUCCCCACUGUACACCACUGCAGAGUUGGUGGGAAAACCUUUCCACCAGACAGCAAGAUCUGAUACAGGAUCUGUGGCAGGACCCACAAAACUCAAUAAUUCAAAGUCCAUUGCAAGUUUAAAUAGAAGUCCUGAAAGGAGGGAGCAUGGAUCAGACUCAUCCGCAGAAGACCCUGGUCAAGCCUGUGGCAUAGGAAUGCCUAUGCAUAAUUCUGGAAAUUCUUCAUCCCAAGUACAUGUAAAAGAUAAUGAUGUGCUACACAAAAGAUGGAGCAUCGUGUCAUCACCAGAAAGGGAGAUUGCAUUGGUGAACCUGAAGAAAGAUUCAAAAUACGGCUUAGGAUUUCAGAUUAUUGGUGGAGAGAAGAUGGGAAGGCUGGAUCUAGGUGUGUUUAUCAGCUCCAUUACCCCUGGAGGACCGGCUGACUUGGAUGGGUGCUUAAAGCCAGGAGACCGCUUGAUAUCUGUGAAUAGUGUGAGUCUGGAGGGGGUCAGCCACCAUGCUGCAGUUGAAAUUUUGCAGAAUGCACCUGAAGAUGUGACACUUGUUAUCUCUCAGCCAAAGGAAAAAAUACCCAAAGUACCUUCUUCUCCUGUGCAUUUGGUCAGUGAGAUUAAAAACUACAUGAAGAAGCCGUUCUACGCCCGGGACAUCAUAGUGGAUUCUUUGGAGGAUGUCCCCUGGCCCCGGGGUACCCUGAGGCAGCUCACAGAAGGCUCCUGCGUGCUGCCUGGGGGUCUGCGGGAAGGAAGCCUGAGUUCUCAGGACUCCAGGACGGAGAGUGCCAGUCUGUCCCCAGGCCAGGUCAAUGGUAUCUUUGCCAGCCAUUUAGGUGACCGAGCCUGGCAGGAAUCCCAGCGCGGCAGCCCUUCCCCAUCGGUAAUAUCAAAAGCCAUCGAGAGAAAAAGAACUUCCUCUGACAGUAUCCGUAGCAAAACUGGAAAACCAGCCAUCUCUGAUGCAACAGAUUACUCUGACGGUGGAGACUCAGACAUGGACGAAGCCACUUACUCCAGUGGCCAAGACCACCAGACACCAAAAAAGGAAUCUUCCUCUGCAGAGAAUGAACCCAACAAAAUGAAUUUUAAAGCCUUUUCUUCGUCACCUUCUAAACCUGGAGAUGUCUUUGAGGUUGAACUGGCUAAAAAUAAGAACAGCUUGGGGAUAAGUGUCACGGUACUGUUUGACAAGGGAGGUGUGAAUACUAGUGUCAAACAUGGUGGAAUUUAUGUGAAAGCUGUUAUUCCCAAGGGGGCAGCAGAAUCUGAUGGUAGAAUUCACAAGGGUGAUCGCGUGCUUGCUGUCAAUGGAGUGAGUCUGGAAGGAGCCACUCAUAAACAAGCUGUGGAAAUCCUGAGGAAUACGGGACAGAUGGUUCAUCUACUGUUAGAAAAAGGACAGCCACAGGCAUCCAGAGAACACAUCCCUGUGACCCUGCAGUGCACCCUUCCAGACCAGAACCCACAAGGUCAAGCGUCAGAAAAAGUGGUGCAGAAAGCAACUCCUGGCAAAGACUACGGCUUUGUUACUGAAGAAAAUAUAUUUGAGGUAAAACUGCUUAAAAAUAGCUCGGGCUUAGGAUUCAGUUUUUCUCGAGAAGAUAAUCUUAUACCGGAACAAGUGAACACCAGCAUAGUGAGGGUUAAAAAGCUCUUCCCUGGUCAGCCAGCUGCAGAGAGUGGGAAGAUCUGUGCGGGAGACGUCAUCCUGAAGGUGAACGGGGCCUCUCUGAAAGGCCUGUCACAGCAGGAAGUGAUAUCUGCUCUCCGAGGAACAGCUCCAGAAGUGUGCUUGCUUCUCUGUAGACCUCCCCCUGGAGUGCUGCCAGAACUUGAUGCUGCUCUUCUGACCCCACUGCACUCUCCAGCCCAAGUGCUUCCAAGCAGCAGUGAAGACCCUUCUCAGCCAUCAUGCGUGGAGCAAAGCACCAGCUCAGACAGAACCGAAAUGUCCGACAGGAACAGGAAGCCAUGCAAGUGCCCCUCCAGGAACGAUAGCUACAGCGACAGCAGCGGGAACGGAGAGGAUGACGUGGUGAAAGCUCCAGCAAAGAUGCCAAGUAUGGCCUGCAGUUCAGCUUUGCACCAGCCCCUACACAACAUGGUAUCCCAGGCACAGAGUCAGAAUGCAGCUCCCAGGAGUGAGGAACAUGCCGUGUGCACCCUGUUUUACUGUCCUCAGAAAGUACCCAGCAAAGCAGAGUUUGAGGACAGUGGUGACCCUCCUUUUCCUCCAACACUGGAUGUGACUCCUGAGCAGAACUGCCAGCCCCACUUAGAGUCCACUUCCUCUGAUUCAAUGGGUAGAUACCGCACACAUCACAGUUCUGAAUCAGCUAGAGGAGAGACUUCGAAAAAUGACCUAGAAAACCACCUUGAAGACUUUGAACUGGAAGUAGAACUGCCCAUCACUCUAAUUAAAUCAGAAAAAGGAAGCCUGGGUUUUACAGUCACCAAAGGCAGCCAGAGCAUCGGUUGCUACGUUCAUGACGUCAUACAGGACCCGGCCAAGAGAGACGGCAGGCUAAAGCCUGGAGACCGGCUCAUCAAGGUUAAUGAUACAGAUGUUACAAGCAUAACUCACACUGAUGUGGUGAAUCUGCUCCGGGCAGCACCCAAGACAGUGAGAUUAGUUCUCGGACGAGUUCUCGAAUUAUCCAGAAUGCCGGUGCUACCCCAUUUGCUACCUGACAUUAUAUUAACGUGCAACAAAGAAGAGCUGGGUUUUUCCUUAUCGGGAGGGCAUGACAGUCUCCAUCAGGUGGUGUAUAUCAGUGAUAUCGAUCCAAGGUCCUCUGCAGCCGUCGAGGGGAACCUCCAGCUUCUGGAUGUCAUACAUUAUGUGAAUGGCAUCAGCACACAAGGACUGACCUUGGAAGAAGCCAACAGAGCACUGGGCACGUCGCUUCCCUCGGUGGUGCUGAAAGCCACAAGAGACGGGCAGCCAGUGUUUCCCUGUUCAAAGAAAUCUGCCGUGUCAGCUCCAGAGUCAGCCAGAGCCAAUGGCCCCCACAGCUCAGAGCUCUGUGGCCAGUCAACUGUCACUCCCGAGGACACAUUCUCCAAGGUUAAUGGGGAAGAAAUAAUUGAGGUUUCGCACCCUGAAAGAAAAUGUGCUUCUCAGAUGAAGAAAUUAGCAAGUUUGACUGGGCGCGAAGAAUCUAAUACAGAAAAUGACGAAAUGUAUGAUGAUCCUCAAGAAGCUGAAGUUAUCCAGUCCCUGCUGGAUGUGGUGGAUGCGGAAGCUCAGAACCUUUUAAAUGAAACUGGCACACCAGGAGAUGCCUAUGGCCCAGGUACACGGAAUACAGAUGGGAGGUUAUUGGAAGAGGGAGCAGAAGACACAGACCAGGAUAGCACAUCUCUCCCUACGGACUUUGCUGAGUCUACUGGAACGAGCAUUAGUACCGAAUACUGGGAAGAGAAAAUAAACAGUGAAAGCUCACUGCAAAUGUCGUCACAAGACGGGAAGACGGAGGAGGAUGAGGGCCCGCCAGUGGGGACUGCAGACCAUGAGGACUCCAGGAAAGGUCCUCUCUUCCUGACCAGUGAGCAGCUGGCUGCACUUCCUGUGGUCCGAGUGCUGCCCUCAGGGAGAUACACCGGCUCCAGGUUGAAAUCUGCCAUUCAGUUGCUGCAGGGCUUACUGGAUCAAGGAAUCCCUUCUCGGGAGCUGGAGAAUCUUCAAGAAUUAAAACCUUUGGAUCAGUGCCUAAUUGGGCAGACGAAGGAAAACAGAAGGAAGAACAGAUACAAAAACAUACUUCCCUAUGACGCCACCAGGGUGCCUCUGGGGAAGGAUGGGGGCUACAUCAACGCCAGCUUCAUCAGGGUCCCAGUGGGGAAAGAGGAGUUUUUUUACAUCGCCUGCCAGGGGCCUCUCCCCACCACUGUUGGAGAUUUCUGGCAGAUGAUUUGGGAGCAAAAAUCCACAGUGAUAGCCAUGAUGACACAAGAAGUGGAGGGAGAAAAGAUCAAGUGCCAGCGCUACUGGCCCAACCUCCUAGGCGUAAUGACAAUGGCCACUGACAGGCUGCGCCUGGCCCUGGAGCGGACACAGCAGCUAAAGAGCUUUGUGGUACGCGCGAUGACCUUGGAGGACAUUCAGACAGGAGAGGUGCGGCGGAUAUUCCACCUGAACUUUACUGCCUGGCCUGACCAUGACACACCUUCGCAGCCUGACGCCCUGCUCACCUUCAUCGCCUACAUGAGGCACAUCCACGGCUCAGGUCCCAUCACUACACACUGCAGCGCCGGCAUCGGGCGCUCGGGGACCCUGAUAUGCAUAGACGUGGUCCUCGGGCUAAUCAGUCAGGACCUGGAGUUCGACAUCUCCAAGCUGGUGCGCUGCAUGCGGCUGCAGAGGCACGGGAUGGUGCAGACCGAGGAUCAGUACAUCUUCUGCUAUCAAGUGGUCCUGCACGUCCUCAAAUGGCUCCAGGCUGCAGAAGAGCGGAGAGAGCGGCCCAAGCGGCCCGAGUGACGGCCGUCUCUCUGCAUGUGCACCCCGAGAGCCACCACACCUCGCAACUGUCCUCCUGCUGGCACCUUUGACCUUGCGACCUCGAGGGGCCUCUCGGGCACCCCAAUGACAGAUGCUAUCUUCCAUAGCUGCGCUCAACUGAGAUAAUCACUAAACUGUUUUAACACUAACCGAGCAGGGCAGAUACUGGGCUACAGGUACCCUUGGCUGGCAGUGGACUUCGUUCCGAGGACACGCUGGGUCUGUUUUUAAUGUACCAAUCUUGUUUAUAGCAAAAUUUUCCCAGUAUUUUAAGAGUUGUUUUAUAGGAGAUACUUGAAACCAGUAUUUAAGCUUUAAAUGACAGUAAUAUUGGCAUAGAAAAACGUGGAAGGUGUUUCCUGUGUCAACUUCUGAUGUUUACUGCGUAGAUCACCCUGUAAUAUAUUUAUGUACUUUUUCGAGAACAUAGGGCUAUGGCAUCACGUGCAUUGACGUAGUUAACUGCAUCAUGUGUUUGUGGUGUGCGUCUCACUUUGUAAAUAAAACGUGCAGAAACACA
This is a messenger RNA of Cavia porcellus (domestic guinea pig), 8139 nucleotides long. RefSeq names its product protein tyrosine phosphatase non-receptor type 13 (gene Ptpn13). Lineage: Eukaryota; Metazoa; Chordata; Mammalia; Rodentia; Caviidae. The transcript is spliced from 48 exons. Gene Ontology annotation, biological process: peptidyl-tyrosine dephosphorylation. The record is from RefSeq and is a predicted model, not a curated record. Bases 138 to 7598 code for a protein of 2486 amino acids. Gene Ontology annotation, molecular function: protein tyrosine phosphatase activity; phosphatidylinositol 3-kinase regulatory subunit binding. Gene Ontology annotation, cellular component: cytoskeleton; nucleus; cytoplasm.